AAUUAUAAUGAAAAAAUCGAUAGAAGCAAUUGUAGAAGAGGUGAUAAUUAAUCCUCAAAAGAUUCAGCCGAUAUUAGUAAACUUUCAAAAUGGUAAGCUUAAAGAAGAAGAAUCAAAGAAAAUCAAAAUUGGCUUAUUUAACGAUAAAACAAAUAAAAUUAUUUUAGCAUUAUCUAAUGGUCAAACCAUUUAUAGAGGUUUUAGGCCAGAUUUUACUAAUGAUUUAACAUAUACUAUGUUAGCCAUUCGUAAUAAAAAAACUGGCAAAAUUAAAUUAAUACAAGCUGAAAGAUGGAAUGUUGCUCCUGUACUUAAUAAAUACAUUAACACUACCACUGAUAAUGAAACAAAUCAAGUAGUUGCUUUGAAUAAGCAGUUUGGUUCUAAAAAAGUAAAGCGUAGAACAGAGCAAUACGAAAAAAUGAAAAUAAAUGUUGAAAAUGUAAAAGAUCAAUUAGAAAAGACAGUGUCACACAUUGAGAUACAGAGAGAUGAGCUUGAAUUUACUAUAAAGGAUGACUUGGAAGAUAAUUUAAUUUUACCACCAAUUAAUAAAAAUGCAAAUCAAUUAUGUGAAAUUUAUAAUAUUAAUGAUAUUGUGCCAGAUAAUAUUUUAAAGACAUUGUACAGUAAAAUUAAUGAAGCUUUAAAUGAAAUAGAAGACAAAGCAGAAUUUUUUUCAAAAACUGUAAAAUAUUGUAAAGAUGAUCAGCAAUAUACUAUGAAAAUGGCAUUAUUGUUAUAUAUUGAAGGAGUAAUUUUGUGGUUAAAUAAUCCUAUUAAAUUUGGUAAAAAAUCCGACAUAGUUGUAUGUCCUUAUUCACCUGAAGUUAAUAAUUAUAUAAUUGAUACCUAUAGUAUUGCGAGCAAUAAUGGAAGACAACGCCCAGGUAGAAUGAAAGAUAAAGGGAUUAUUCAUUGUAUAAUAUUAGGUCUUAUAAUUUGGAAUUUUAAGUUAGAUUUGGAACUCUUUUCUAGUAUGUUCAAAAUUCGAAUAGGUAUUAAAAAAUUAUUUGAACUUGCAAAAUGGACUCAUGCAGUGCAACAUAAAGAUGAUAAAAAAUGUGUAAUUUAUAAAUUACCACUACCUUCGCACUCAAUUAAAAGCAAAAAAAAAUAA
This is a messenger RNA of Ceratosolen solmsi marchali, 1120 nucleotides long. RefSeq lists its product as uncharacterized. The transcript is spliced from 5 exons. The record is from RefSeq and is a predicted model, not a curated record. The coding region runs from base 8 to 1120 and encodes 370 amino acids. NCBI's taxonomy places the organism in Eukaryota, Metazoa, Arthropoda, Insecta, Hymenoptera, Agaonidae. Gene Ontology annotation, molecular function: DNA binding. Gene Ontology annotation, biological process: DNA-templated transcription.